Molecule: messenger RNA, 960 nt
Organism: Perognathus longimembris pacificus (Pacific pocket mouse)
Lineage: Eukaryota; Metazoa; Chordata; Mammalia; Rodentia; Heteromyidae
Product: lysine-rich coiled-coil protein 1-like
Source: RefSeq, a predicted model, not a curated record
GCCAGCGGCGUUGGCGGGGAGGGGGACAGUAGUGUAGAGGCCCGCCCCUGCCUCAGCGAAGAAACCAUAUUGAGUAAACAAAGACUGAGCUUUGUAUCGAAGGCAUAUGUGGAAUAGUGCUACAAUUUGAAUAGUAAAAGAUUUCACAUUAUGAGAGAAUCCCUUUUUGUCAACCUAAUGAAGCAUUCAAUGAAGUCUUCUGACUCUUUUCAAGAUGAACUUGAAUAUUAUAUUAAAGUACAGAAAGCCAGAGGCUUAGAGCCAAAGACUUGUUUCAGAACAAGACUGAGAGAGGACUAUUUGGAUACCUGUGGGUACAGAGAAGCGAUCGAGUCCAGGCACAGGUACAGAAUGUUUGAUCAGAGAUUCCCAGCUGGAACUAUGCAGUCAUAUCCAAGAUCAUGCAAUACUGCACAGAAAGUGGAAAACCAGUUACCUCAGUGGUUGCCAGCGCAGGACAGCAGGCUGAGACUAGAUUCUCUGUGCUACUGUCAAUUCACCAGGGACUGUUUCUCAGAAAAACAAGUACCCCUGAACCCUAGUCAGCAAGAAUAUAAUUGUGGUCUAUACAAUGUAGAAUCUGGAGUUCCCAAGCACCUCUCCUUAGGACACAAUACUAGUGGCCCUCAAUCCAGUCAUAAACAGACACAUCACAACAGACAAAAGCACCCAGAGGAAGGCAGAGAAAAACCAGAGGAAGAACGGCCUAAGCAUAAGAGGAAAAGAAGUUCCGAGGAAAUGGAUUUAGACAAACACAAGAGCAUCCAAAGAAAGAAAACAAAAGUGGAAGCAGAAACGGGACAGGUCAGUACAGAAAAGCUUAAGAAUCGAAAGGAGAAAAAGAGCCGAGAUGGAGCCUCUAAGAAAGAGGACCGUAAGUGUAGAAAAGAGGAAAAGGAACAAGGCGAGGAAAGGACAGAGGAGGACAUUCUGUGGGACCAGUCAAUCCUUGGAUUUUGA